AUGGCAGAAGAGUCCAACCAUACAACACAAGAAGAAGAAUGGUACAGUGAUGCACCAAGAGGAGUGAAGGAAAUUUCUACUCCAAGAAUUGAGAGCCAACUGUCUGAGUUGAAUAAAGUAGUGAUGAUGCUUGCUAAAGAAAAAGGUGUGCAACCCACACCUCGCCCGUGUGGUAUUUGCACUCAAGUGGAGCAUCCAACUGACAUGUUCCCUCAACUUCAAGAGGAAGAUUAUGAAGAAGCAAAAGUCAUGGGAGGCUAUUCCGAAUCAAAUCAGAGAGGAUAUGAGCAGCCAAGGGGUGACCAAAGAUGGAACAACAAUCGAGGUUGGGGAGGAAAUCAACAAGGAAAUUAUCAAUCAAGUCAACCACAUCAAUACCAACAAAGAUCACCUUUUCCACCACAAAACUUUCAGCCAAGGCAACCACAACACCCUCCUCAACAAGCGGGUUCAUCAAAUAUGUCCUUAGAGGACAUAGUGAAGAGUUUGGAAACUAGUACACAAGCUUUCCAACAAGAAACAAAAGCAAGCAUAAAGAACUUAGAGAAACAAGUUUCACAGCUUGCUACUUCCGUAAGCAAACUAGAAUCUCAAGGAAAGUUGCCUGCCCAAACUGAAGCAAACCUAAGGCACAACGUGUGUGCGAUCACAUUGAGAGGAGGAAAGAGCUAUGAUGGUCCAAAAGUGUCGGUUGAUAAAAAGGAAGAAGAAAUAGUGGUCGAAGAGGCAACCAAAGAAGAGAAGAAGGAAGAGAAAACAAUUGAAAAGAAUCCCUUCGUCACUGAGUCUAAAGCCACACCUGCUCCAUUUCCCGAAAGAUUAAAGAGCACGAAGAAAGAACAGGAGGAGAGUGAGAUCAUGCAAAUGUUCAAAAAAGUUCAAAUCAACAUUCCACUCCUCCAGGCCAUCAAGUAG
Messenger RNA from Lactuca sativa (garden lettuce), 915 nucleotides. RefSeq lists its product as uncharacterized. NCBI's taxonomy places the organism in Eukaryota, Viridiplantae, Streptophyta, Magnoliopsida, Asterales, Asteraceae. The record is from RefSeq and is a predicted model, not a curated record.